GCGGAUUUACCACACUCUCGAUCUCCAACUGGAGCUGGCCGUAGGACAUUUCUUGCCACGUUUCUUGCGCGACUCUUUUCGGUCCCGGUUAUGUCUGCAGGGAUGAACAAAAAGAAGAGGAGCAGUACUGGCAGGGGAGUAGCAGGGAUCGAGAGGUCUGCAGUGAGGAUUGUGCUGACGGCCCUCCAAGAUUCCUCUGAGGACUCUGACCUCAUUUCUCUCUCUUCAUCUCUCCUGCAGCUGGCCUCCAGUGAUGCCAAAGAACGCAAGACAAUAAUGCACAGCUCAACAGAAGGAGUGGGAGUCAUCCUCAAAUCACUGCAGCAGCUUGCAGAUAACUUUCCGCUGGUACAAAACCUCACUGUAACACUGGAGUGCCUGGCAAAGCACAAGUACACAGGGAAGCUGGUUCGAAAAGGAGCAAUUCCAGUAGUCCUAUCGUCAAUGGUGUCAUCAUCAAGAAGUGACUGGUGUACUGACAGCCUCCUCCAUCUCUAUCACUCCCUCCUCCUCCAGCUAGCCAGCAAAGACAAGAAUUUUGCGAUCAAGGCGAGGCUGAGUGGAGCAGUGCCAGUGACGGUAGGGCUACUGAAGAGGAGUCACGGAGACCACACCUCCCUCCACACACUCCUAGGACUCCUCAAGAUCAUGGCCUCCAACAGUGCUAAUGCGAUGUUCAUGGGGAAGCACGGAUGCCUGUCUGUGCUGUCAAAACUGCUGGAUGGUGUGGCAAAGAAGAACUACAUCGUCUUAAAGUUAUGUGCAGAGGCUCUUACUCCUUUGCUUAAACAAAAGACCCUGGUCAGCAGGGGCUGGGGCCAGAGCUGUGUGGGUCAGCUGGUGGCCCUGCACAAACACUGCCACCUCACCGACAGACAGUCCAGGCACCUGCCCCUCAGGAGAUCUCUUCUCCUCUCUCUCAAGGCUGCAACCUCCUCAGCUGUUGGAACUGAUGCCUUCCGAAAGAGCAAUGGUCUUGAGGUGAUACACUGUAUAAGACUUGGGAAGGUUUUCCUGAUACCGAUGUCGGGGAAAGGGCUGUGA
This is a messenger RNA of Geodia barretti, 1044 nucleotides long. The record is from the annotation of a GenBank genome assembly. NCBI's taxonomy places the organism in Eukaryota, Metazoa, Porifera, Demospongiae, Tetractinellida, Geodiidae.